Molecule: messenger RNA, 2267 nt
Organism: Choloepus didactylus (southern two-toed sloth)
Lineage: Eukaryota; Metazoa; Chordata; Mammalia; Pilosa; Megalonychidae
Gene: PHF10
Product: PHD finger protein 10
Exons: 12
Coding region: 848-2203 (451 amino acids)
Cellular component (GO): npBAF complex
Source: RefSeq, a predicted model, not a curated record
GCCUAGGAUAGUGAGUCUGUCUGGAAAAGAUUCUUCAUUUGGCAAAUAUUCUGAAAUAUUUGAACUCAUUAGAAAAAUAGAGUUGUAAACGACUAUGAGAAAACCAUUAGUGAACUUCGUAGGAUAGCUAAAUUAAUAAUAACCGUUUUAAUAUUUUCAGUAUUUUUUUCAGUUUUGUACUUUAUAUUGUUUUCAGUACAGUAGGAAGGCCUUAAGGUUUUAAAGUGAAAGAUGAGUGGAGAAAAAUCUAGAUGAGCAGGUUAUAAAUUUCAUUUUUUCGGUUUUUUAAAUUUAUUACAUUUAUGAACUUGAAAACUUUGUGUUUCUAGAGUUUGUAUACAGGUUUGUGACCAAAAGUUAGAAGAGUGGAAUGAUUUUUAAAAAUCUCAAAAUUUAACUUGCGGUUUAAAAGUUGGAGUUAGAAGAUGCUGGGAAACAGAAUGCUUAAGAUCCCAUUCUUUCCUUAAGUGUGCUGUCAGGAGAAAAACAUUUUGUCAUAAUCUGAUAUGCAGCUUUUCCCAUUCCACAGAGCCCCUGUGGUUUACAAGGUAGACGCACUGUGGUAUAUAAGACUUGUUUCAGAAGGUACUUCCAGUGUCCCCCAAUGGAAGUAACUAGACUGUACGCCUCUGCACAGACCGUGUCUUGUUUGUUGUUGUACUUCCAGCAUCUGAUGCUGUCGAUACCUCCUGACUGCAUAUCUAGCUGCAGGGGUCUAUCCCAAGGAUGAGAUGCACAGAAGCAGUUAAUCUGAAGGUGGAACCACACGUAACUCUGAAAUGCAAAUGUCUGAGAUGAUAAUGAAGAGAAUUCAAAUGAUGGGACCCAACCAUCCAAAAGGAGGCGAAUGGGCUCAGGAGAUAGCUCUAGGAGUUGUGAAACUUCAAGUCAAGAUCUUGGCUUUAGCUACUAUCCAGCUGAAAAUCUGAUAGAGUACAAAUGGCCACCUGAUGAAACAGGAGAAUACUACAUGCUUCAGGAGCAAGUCAGUGAAUAUUUGGGUGUGACCUCCUUUAAGCGGAAAUACCCAGAUUUAGAGCGACGAGAUUUGUCUCACAAGGAGAAACUCUACCUUAGAGAGUUAAAUGUCAUUACGGAAACUCAGUGCACUCUGGGUCUAACAGCAUUGCGCAGUGAUGAAGUAAUUGAUUUAAUGAUAAAAGAGUACCCAGCCAAACAUGCUGAAUAUUCUGUUAUUCUACAAGAAAAAGAACGUCAACGAAUUACAGAUCAUUAUAAAGAAUAUUCUCAAAUGCAACAACAGAAUACUCAGAAGGUUGAAGCCAGCAAAGUGCCUGAGUACAUUAAGAAAGCUGCCAAAAAAGCAGCUGAGUUUAACAGCAACUUAAACCGGGAACGUAUGGAAGAAAGAAGAGCUUAUUUCGACUUACAAACACAUGUUAUCCAGGUGCCUCAAGGAAAGUACAAAGUGUUACCUACAGAGCGAACAAAGGUUAGUUCUUACCCAGUGGCUCUCAUCCCCGGACAAUUCCAGGAAUAUUACAAAAGGUACUCCCCAGAUGAGCUGCGGUACUUGCCGCUGAAUACAGCUCUGUAUGAGCCCCCUCUGGAUCCUGAGCUCCCUGCUCUAGACAGUGAUGGUGAUUCUGAUGAUGCUGAAGACGGUCGUGGUGAGGAGAGACGAAAAAAUAAAGGCACUUCGGACAGCUCUUCUGGCAAUGUCUCCGAAGGCGAAAGCCCUCCUGACAACCAGGAGGAUUCUUUUCAGGGAAAACAGAAACCAAAAGACAAAGCUGCUACUCCAAGAAAAGAUGGUUCCAAACGUUCUGUACUGUCCAAAUCAGUUCCUGGGUACAAGCCAAAGGUCAUUCCAAAUGCUAUAUGUGGAAUUUGUCUGAAGGGUAAGGAGUCCAACAAGAAAGGAAAGCCUGAAUCACUUAUACACUGCUCCCAAUGUGAGAAUAGUGGCCAUCCUUCUUGCCUGGAUAUGACCAUGGAGCUGGUUUCUAUGAUUAAGACCUACCCAUGGCAAUGUAUGGAAUGUAAAACGUGCAUUAUAUGUGGACAGCCCCACCAUGAAGAAGAAAUGAUGUUCUGUGAUGUGUGUGACAGAGGUUAUCAUACUUUUUGUGUGGGCCUUGGUGCUAUUCCAUCAGGUCGCUGGAUUUGUGACUGUUGUCAGCGAGCUCCCCCAACAUCCAGAAAAGUGGGCAGAAGGGGAAAAAACAGCAAAGAGGGAUAAAAUAGUUUUUGCCCCCAAUAUUGUAAUAUGCAUUUAAAUAAAAUAUCUGGUGCCAGUUUAUUUA